Molecule: messenger RNA, 1579 nt
Organism: Seriola dumerili (greater amberjack)
Lineage: Eukaryota; Metazoa; Chordata; Actinopteri; Carangiformes; Carangidae
Gene: emb
Product: embigin
Exons: 9
Coding region: 45-974 (309 amino acids)
Biological process (GO): cell-cell adhesion
Cellular component (GO): cell-cell junction
Molecular function (GO): cell adhesion molecule binding
Source: RefSeq, a predicted model, not a curated record
CCCAGGGAGAACGUGCGUGCAGAGAAGAAAGACGGGUAAUAAUCAUGUCAGCCUCAUGGAAGCAGCUCUUUUUUCAGAUCUUCCUGCUUCUCAUCACCUGCAGACACAUCCGUACAAAGACAACUGGCCCAACUCCUUCACCAGUGGCUCCCAUCAGUCCUCUGCCAACAGAAGUAAGAAGCGUUAUCCUUAAAGGUGAAAAUCAUACUGAGAAAGUUGAAAUGUUGAACCCUGUCGAACUAACACUUGAGUGUACCUGGACUGGUAAUAUGAACAAACUACCGAACAUAAGUGGUUACUGGAGAAAAGAUGUUGAUGAAAUUGAGAACAGCCGGCUCACAGUGCAGUUGGAAAAUGAGCAGUAUAAUCUCAAACGAGUGUUCAGGAUUGACAGAGAAGAAAACCUCGGAAAUUACUCAUGCAUAUUUGGAGAUAAAGCAAAAAUAGAUUUUGUUUUGGAAGCUCCACAGAUCAGUGAUGUGCGAGAUAAGCCAAUAGUCAGCUAUGUGGGGGAUUAUGCAGUGAUGCCAUGUAAAAUGGACGACAACAAACCAAAGCCCAACUCAUGGAACUGGUACAAACUAAAUGGGACAGAUAAAGAGCAGAUUUUCGUUGCUGUGGAGCCUCACCGGUAUGAAAUCAAAAAUGAAGAGGGGAAGACCAAGUUGGUGGUGCACAACCUGACAGAGGCUGACUCUGGCUUGUAUCACUGUGAGGCGGUGUACGCCAUUAGCAAAACAAUGAGCAAGGUGGAGCUGAGGGUCAUCACCUUCUGGGAGCCUCUGAAGCCCUUCAUAGCCAUCCUGGUCGAAGUGAUGAUCCUGGUUGCCGCCAUCCUGCUCUAUGAGAGAAGUCAGUCCAAGAAAAUCUGCACAGCAGAAAAUGGGACAAAUGCUGAUCAAAUGAACACACAGAUGCAGGGAGAAAAUAAUGGAUCAGAGGGAAGUUCUUCAAUGAGACAGCGCAAAGUCUAAAGACUAUAAAGGCUGCAAUCCAGCAGAUUCAAGCUUCUUUAAAACUGUUUUGUUUAUUUUCUCCAAACAAAAUGCAAUAACCACAACUUUACAAUCACUUUAUUCUAUUUUGCUAGAAGAAAUGGUUUUUGCUUUUAAUCAUCAGUGUGGUCACGAUUUGUGAGAAAACAAAUUGUUUACCCACCUUGGUUUUGGGUGUUGAGCCCUGUAUGCCUUCACUUCCUGUGGAAAAACCAAACUUAUGCUGUUGACUAGACUCACUUUGCCUUUGUCACUUCUUUGUCAGUGCGGAAGUUGAUUAUCUUCAUUUUGACAGCAACCUCAGCUCCUUUUUGCUGUUAUUUAUGAAGUAUUGUUUAUGAGCAGUGCCUUACACUCUCAAAAAGCAAUUAACUAACCAUUCAUACUGUGCUUGCAAUGACUUCUUGUCACUUUUUGGAAUUUGUCCUUACAGUAAUGUGUGCCUAACACUGUGUCUACAUACAGUGAAUUACCUUAAUAAUCAAGAUAUAUCCUCAUGUAUGCAGAUGUUUGUGUAUAUUUUUCAUGUUAAUCUAACCACUGUAUAUGUCAACAAGCAGAUUAAACUACACAAAUCACUGUUA